UCUUCAAAAUUCUUCUUGUAGAAGCCCAGAGGUUGCUGGCGUGUCCAGGAGCUGCAAAAAAUGGACGACGAUCCCGAUCGGGAUGUGGCGACUCCGCCACAGUCGCCGACUCAAAGGAAGGGCAUCCAAAUCCAGAGCAAGCGUUAAGAAUCAAUGAGAUGGUUAGAAAAUGAGUACACGUAGUAUAUUAUAUAUAAGUAUUCCUACGUACUCUCUCAUGGAUGCUGUUGAUGGAUCAGGUGAUGUCUGUGUCCCUUCAUGAAAAUUUAGCUCUUUGUAACCUUUACCUUACCUAUUUUUCUGCGUAUCCACUACUAGUUGUAAGCUAAGAGAAACUUGUAGUUGCUGAUAUUAUUAUUAGUAAGGUCUGAAAGUGAAAGCCUGUUCUUCUUCUAAGGUGUGCAACUACCACCGAAGCAUGUGGUCAGCACAAACAACGACAUUCGAGCCCAGAUCUACCUCAUUUUCGAGGUCCCAGAAGCAGGUAUACACCUUCCACUUUUCCACAAGCUUGAAGUCCAACUUGCUUCCAUUCCAUUCUCAACGUCAUCAUCUUCAUCUUGGUGCUAUUGUAAAAGUAGCAAUGGUAGCGCGUUCUUGAAGAACGUUGCCUCCUCUACAAUCUCGUUUCAUCCCGUCCUGCUCUUCCUCCACAAUCAUCACAAUCAAAACCCACUUCUUAUUUCAGGUCGUUUCUCUCGUAUCCUCCAAGUGAUGAUCCUAGGAUGCAUCGCUGCGUCAGUGACGAUGUUUGUGUGGGAGUCCUUUCCAGCGGCUAAAUCUUUUGAAACUGAGUUCGGCAUCCUCGAAUGGGUCUUCACGGCAAUUUUCACUUUGGAGUAUUUCUAAUACCUCUUUACUAGUACACGACGUGGUUGCUAGGUUGGCUCAAAAACAAUACGGCUUCUAAGUACUUAGCUUCUCACUCAAAAUAGGACCUUGUCCUUCUCCUUGGCCACCUCGUCUUUAACAACCUAUUCUCUCUGUUAUUGAUACUGUUGAUGUUCAUGUUGGUUCUUGUUCACUUCAACCACAGUCACACAACAUCAGAUUUGCCCUUCGCUUUUGGGUAUGCAAUGUUUUCGGGACGCAGACGAGAAAGGAGUUCUUGCAAGACACGCUAAACAUCCUGGAUCUCUGUGCCAUCCUUCCUGCUUACCUCGAAGCAGCUUUCGCAUCUCUGAUCGAUGUAUCCGUCUUGCGUGUUUUCCGAGUCGUACGAUUAGUCCGACUCUUUCGACUGCUGAGGCUGGGAUCCUUUCGCGUUGGCGUUGCCUUGAUUCAUCUGACCAUUAGCAGAGCAGUGAUCACGCUUCUCGUGCUCUUCUUCAUUCUGUUAAGGCGCAUGGAUGCAGCUUGAAUGUUGAUCGUCUUGAUGAGAGGCACUUUCUUGCAAAAGUGCAUCUCAGAUGGAACCUUUAAGAAGAUAAAAUUCAUCAUUUCCGCGACAUCUCUAAUUCUGGGAAUCGUUGUGGUCUUUUUUGGUUCGCUGAUCUACUACGCGGAGAGGUAUUAUUGUCCUCAAGACCUCCUCACGAAUCCAGCGGAUUAUACUUAUGGGCGCUGGAGCAGCAAGACGGAGACCCAAGGAACUUUUCGAAGAAUUUCAAUUUGUUCCUCUACAACUAUCACGUCAACAUAGCUACAUCGACACACAACUUCUGGUGCUUCAUGUUGCAGCAGUGUCAUCCUCCUGCUCCUCCUCGCUCCUCCUCCUCUAACUCCCAGCCUACACGACAGAAUGUAAGACGAAAAUCCAAGGAUACACAAGUCGAGGAUCGCUAGAGCAUGCGGAUAAGCUUUGCUGCGAAGUUUUUAACGCUCAUGCCUCAGAUGUGGAUGAAAGGGCAUACGCCGCAAAAGGAUUUGAAUCGAUUAUACACAGGUAUUUAUAAUUACUCAUAAUAUUUACUAGUGGUGGUAUUGGCAAAGGAUUGUUGAUUGAAAUCUUCAUUUAUCAAUCUUCACAGGGAAUCGAGUCCGCAGCUUGGUCCGACGAGUUAUCUUACUAGUCAUACAUCAUUCUACUUAAUAAUCGUCUGUCGUGCCUUUAUUCUCGAUGGAUUUCUUGUUCCUCAAUUGAAAACUUCUCAGCUCUUGUUGUUCUAUCUGUCCUCUCCAGUCUCUGGUGGUCACUCGUGACGGUAUCGACAGUCGGAUACGGUGACUUCUUCCCACAAACGGAGUUGGGAAAGUAUAUUGGAAUUUAUGGCAAGUUCUUCAGGUCAACUGUUUCCAUCUCCAGUCACUGCUUCUUCUAAUCCCUGGCGGUAACAAUUUGCGGUAUUUUGAUUCUCUCUUUGCCAGUAGGAAUUGUAGGCUCCGAGUUCCACGAGGCGUACAACGAAUUGGAUAGGGACCCGCCAAACCUGAAAUACUGGGAGAAGACGUUUCAGUGGCUGAGGAACCGGAAAGACAAUCGGGAAUCCAUAAAAAAAGCACAAGCGGUUAAGGCUCGAGAAAUGCAGCCAUUUUUUUUGAUAUUUUUGAUGUGUUUUCGAGUCAGAUGUCCAUGUUGGACCACCACAACAACUCAUACUGCCAAUAAAGUGCAACUGCAAAAUCAACUCUAAACUAUCCAGAGACGGCAUAAUAAACAAGGAGGCAACCGCGAAUGUGUCUGCGUUCGGAGGGUAUCCUUCAGAAAGGAAUACCCGCGACGACUUAGCGAGUCUUCCCUACUACGACGACCAGCAUCCAGAGCGUGCGAAGUGCGCGGAUAGAGUCAUGUUAAGGCUCAUGAAAAGGCCGAUAAAGUCCUUUUCCAUCAUCAUCUUCAUCACGAUGACAUACUUCCUAGUUCCUAUUUAAAUGAGUAGAAAUGUAUUUUGCAUGACCACUUAGGAACAGCUGAGAGCUGAAAGCUUCUCAACCUCCUCAACAAGUUCGUUAAAUCAAUGCCUUACACUCUUUGGCUUUAAAGUUAUUUUGCUUGAUCUCUGCCUGUAGUGACAAUCAUGAUCAGACUCCACUUAGACUUACCAGCAUUGACCAGUUUACUUGCUGCUCUCCCUUCAUACCGGAAGAAAUUGAAGCUGCUGGUAUUCAAGAUGCUAGAGGACGAAGCCCAAGAUGACAUCAUAGACGACAGUAUCCGGAAGGGGAGGUAUCAGCUCCCAGGUCAAGAUCAACGUGUUAAACGCACCAUGUAUCAGCAUCGACAGGAAGCAGAGGAAGAUGCCAAAGAACUGCAAAAACGAUUGGAUGUUACGAAGACUGAAGAAGCAUAAGUCGAGGUCCACAGGAGGCAUUUAAGUACUUAAUUGACUUAUAGAGCGUAAUAGAACUUACUAGUACUAGAAGCCCUGCUACUCUUGUAAGUAGUAUGUCCUCUCUUGCUCUUCUCCCUUCCUUCAUCCUCAACGACGAAGAGAAGAUGUAUUCUGACCUUGUCAAUGGGAUAAUACCGAAGGAGCUGCUUUUUCCGAAAGUUAAGGCUACUUCUUCACUCUCCCAACAAGUGAAGGAACUAUGCUGAGUGGAGUCCCCUCCUUUGAUUUCUUGAAGGGGAACAACAACCUAAAAAGGGACGAGAUACAAGGCCAGGAACUCACUCAACGUCAAGCAGGAAUCAAAAACGUGACUCAACGUCAACCAGGGAUAGUGAACAACUACUAGCGCUAAGAAAGUAGGUUCCGCAAGUUCUGGCGACCGACAAAAGAUGAAGGAAGACGUCUUGUCCAACCUGAUGCAAAAAGCUGGCAUGGCUACGGGUUGUAGCUCCAUUAUCUAGUGAAAAGUGAGGUUUCCGCUUCGGCUUAAUAGUGAUAUUAGAGGUUUCCCUUUCCUGAGUAAAUGAAAAUUCGAGAUUUCAAGAUGAAUUCACGAUCAGGAGGACACCAGAAGGAAUUAAUAUAGGAAACUCACCUACUACAGUCACGACAGAUAAUGUUGAGAUACUACUUUUAAGAUUGGUAAGAAUGCGACGACGAUGGCGGUCAAAGGGAUGAACGCAAGGGUAGUGGCUAACGAAGCAAAAGAAUACGUAUGUCGCGUUUGUUGAAUAUACAACCUUCAUUAUUUAACUAGUCUAGUUAUUAGCUACUGCACGAGCAGGACCAGGAGCACGACCACGAAGGUGGUAAUUCAAGAACUACUAGUUGAGUAUCCUCGUGAUGUCUGGUCAGAGGCAAUUAACAAACUGAAAAUGAAAAUCUCAAUAAGUAGUUGUAUCUCAAUAAGUAGUCUCUGAGUAAAUGAAAAUUCGAGAUUUCAAGAUGAAUUCACGAUCAGGAGGUGCAAACUCCUUCCGGUUCUGCUCUUUCCCCACCAUCUAACCUCCCCCUUACGGGACUUCGAGGUUAUCGUGACCAAUAUCUGCAGUUGCUUGAGGUAUCAGUCCUUCUUGGACCAGCGAUUUGACGAAAUGACCAGAGACCACAAGCAGCUUGACCGACAGCUAAUAACCCUCUUUGGCGAGAUGUUGGGGGAACAAUGGUGACGACAUGGUUGUGGUGAGUCGUGGGGAGUCGACAGCCGCUGUCUACUAGGAGGUGAAUUUUUGUGCAAUUUAAUUAUUGAGAACGCUCUUUCCGUUUCCGAGAAAAAACUUCUUUUCCAUUCAACGCUAACCAACGCACACUUGCUUGACGAUAUUUCCAAUACGAGAAGAAGUUUUCAUCUUUCUUGUCCAACUAUAUGACCACUUUUAACUUUCACGGCUUUCGCAACUACGCAAAUAGGACUUUACAGGUCAGGGGCCACCACCUUGAUUCCGUUACAAAUUUUUGGAAUUUUUCGGACAUUCCCACAAAUAUUUGGCAGUCGAUCCCUGCACGACCAUUAGCAUGACGGCGACGACAGCUCAUGAUGGCAUACCUGUCUUAAAUUUUGAGGCAUGUGUAUCAUGUUUGUUUCAUUUUCUUAUCACAAAGAGGCUGCAUCGACGCAAACUUGCAA
This is a messenger RNA of Amoebophrya sp. A25, 4899 nucleotides long. NCBI's taxonomy places the organism in Eukaryota, Dinophyceae, Syndiniales, Amoebophryaceae. The record is from the annotation of a GenBank genome assembly.